UUUCACGGUUUUCAGCGGAAGGAUACAACACCGAAUGUCAUUGUAGUGCUGAGGUUUUUGCGAAGCAAAAAUGUCUGUCUGCCUAAGGUUAACUCGCAAGUGACAUGUAGGGAUAUUUAGCUAACUAUUACAACCUAAAUCACAAUUUUACAGUAUUUGAGACGCGUUACAAGAGAACGAGGCUCCAUACUACCACACCCGAUCGCCCUAGUUGGAAUUUUAAAGGGGAAAAGGUAAAAUAUUGUAGUGAGUUUGUCAAAAAAGGUUUCGGACUGGGUGAAAGAAGUUGGGAUACAAGAGACUGGAGCUGGUAUGGAGUAAAGGGUCUAAAGAUUGGCAGGAUGAAUCCUCAACAGCGGAUUGCCGCUAUCGGAACAGACAAGGAAUUGAGUGACUUACUGGAUUUUAGCGCGACCACUUCUUUUCUUCUGGUAGAUGUUUUCUCCACCCGUAAAUAGUGGGAAAAACAGGCCAACCACCCUUGGAAGCAGCCAGUUCAGUGCACCAGGUAUGGAUGAGAGGCCGAGCCAGGCAUCGUCCUCCUGGGCCCCAGGUGGCCAGUCGUCCAGUCCCUCCUACGAGUCCUCCAGGGGUUUGGCAGACAGCCCUCAUUAUGGUGAUCACAUGAGUGACAGUCGAUUAGUGUCCCAUGAAGGAUUGUCCCAGACACCUUUUAUGAACUCCAGCAUAAUGGGUAAAUCAGCAGAGAGGGCUCAAUUUCCAGCCUAUGGGAGAGAGCCUGGCGUGUCUGGCUGCCAGGCCAAUCUGCGGCCGGACAUUGGUUUGGUGAGUCCUGGGCCUGUGACCACAUCGGGGAAAACGGCCCCUCCCUUCUACCCUCCCUUCACAGGGGCCAACCCCAGAAGACGCCCCCUACCGGAACCUACUCCCAUUGAUCCUCUACAAACAAAGAAAGUUCGCAAGGUCCCUCCUGGUCUGCCUUCAUCUGUGUAUGCCCCUUCUCCCAACACAGAAGACUUCAACAGAGAUUCUCCCUCCUACUCAUCUCCCAAACCCCCCAGCAGUAUGUUUGCAACCACUUUCUUUGAUGGGACCCACAACUCUUCUGAUCCGUGGAAUUCCUCCAAUGGGAUCAACCAGCCUAGUUAUGGAGGAAUGCUGGGAGGAUCUUCAUCUCACAUGCCGCAGUCAGGAAAUUACGUCAACAUGCACUCACAUGACCGCCAGAAUUACCCUCCACACUCUGUGUCGCCGACAGACAUCCAUGCCAGUCUUCCUCCAAUGUCCAGCUUCCACCGCAGCAACGCCAGCACUUCACCAUUCGUUAACCCAACACACACCCCGCCUAUCAACACCACCGACGGGGUCAUGGUUGCUGCAAAUCGGGGGAACGCCUCUGGAAGCCAGCAGACUGGAGAUGCACUGGGCAAAGCCUUGGCUUCGAUUUACUCACCUGACCACACCAGCAGUAGUUUUCCAUCCAACCCCUCCACCCCUGUAGGAUCUCCGUCGCCCCUGACUUGCACAGCAGGUGCUGCUGCCUCAGCAGGUACAGUGGUGACCACCGGCGCCCCCUCUGGAAGGGCAGGUACCAACCAAUGGUCCCGUGGUGCAGCCGGGCAGAGCUCCUCCUCGCCCAACUAUGAGAACUCCCUGCACUCACUGAAAACUCGAGUCCAUCAGCAGCUUCAUGAGCAUCUCCAGGAUGCCAUGUCAUUCUUAAAGGAUGUAUGCGAGUCUCGGAUGGAGGAUCGCCUGGACAGACUGGAUGAUGCCAUCCUCGUCCUGCGGAACCAUGCCGUGGGCUCCACCACCAGUCUGCCCAGCGACAUACACAGCCUGCUGGGACAGAACGGGCCAAUAGCAGCCCUCGGAGCAAACUUCCCUGCCGCCGGAUUGGUUGCUAGUCGGACAGCAGCAAUGGGUGGUUCUCACCGGGAUGAGGGUGGCAGUUUGAUCAACAGUCACGGAGGGCCGCCCAGCGUGGGCUCCAUGUCCAACAUGUCCAGCAUGUCCACCGCUGAACUCAACCACCAAGUGGAAACCUUCAGAGGUCUGGCUGCAGGUCUGGCUGGUCAGGUGGCUGCAGCCCUGGAGCUGAAGGUAGAGAACCAGGACAGAGAUGACAUGCAUGAUGGCCACUCCUCCGACGACCUCGGCUCCGGAGACGAAAGCGACAAGAGGGACAUCAAGACUCCCAGAGGAGGCACACGGACAAGCAGCAUCAAUGAGGAUGAUGACAACCUGAACCCAGAGCAGAAGGCUGAGCGGGAGCGCGAGAGGAGGAUGGCCAACAACGCCCGCGAACGCCUGAGGGUGCGAGACAUCAACGAGGCUUUCAAGGAGCUGGGCCGCAUGGUUCAGCUGCACCUGAAGAGCGAGAAGCCCCAGACCAAGUUGCUCAUCCUGCACCAGGCCGUGGCAGUCAUACUGAGCCUGGAGCAACAAGUCAGAGAGCGGAAUCUGAACCCCAAAGCAGCCUGCCUUAAGAGGAGGGAAGAGGAGAAGGUGUCUGGCCAUGGUAUCUCUGGGGACCAGCAGGCCCACCAUGGGGUCCACCCCGGCCUCACCGACACAUCCAACCCCAUGGGCCGACUCUGAGGAGCACACAGAUCAAAAUGAUCCAGAUCAAUUCUGUAAGAUAGAGAUGGUGCCCUUGCUUCCCAAUGGCAGACAGGACUCACAGUUUGUGACACAAAUUGGAGGCGACAGACCACUUGAAGCUAAACCCCAGACUAACGCAAUCCUUAGAUUGAAGAAAAGCCCAGUGUCCAGGUCCCUGUGAUGACAUCCAACACAUUUCUGCCCACGAGAGAACUUCAGCACAUAUCACACUGUCUGCAAGCAGCGUGUCGCAUCUGAACAAUCAGAGACUGUCGCGAUCUCCUCCACCCUCCCUUGUGGAAGUUUGCCUUGUGCCUAAACUGAAUUGACGAAUGCAUUGUAACCGCAAUUAUGUUGGUUUUUUUGUAUUAUUUUUUCUAUUUAUUAUGUUGCUGAGCUGUAAAGUCUAUGUCUAAAGGGAAAGUUAUGAAUAUGCUUUAAGAAGCCUGUGGCUUUUCAGUUGAUCUACAGUUUGCCAGUGUCACUAGUAUGGCGCAGCCCUUCUCCCUAGCCAGUCUCAGGCUAGCCUGAGCUAAGAUUAAGAUACUCAGGCUCCUGAGAAAGAUAUAAAUUAAUAUAUUCGGCAAUUUAAAGUGAUCUUUAGGGCCCAACUAAAAAUCAAUUAGCGGUAUUGAGUACCAAAAGACUUAAGCAUCCCAUUGAAAAAAGGAACAUAUAUUAUUUAUAUUUAUAUUUUAUUCAUGCUGCAAUGAACAGCAUGUUUAAACCAAAACGACCUGCUCAUGUGUCCGUUUGGUAUAGCUCAGUCUUCAUGUUACUGACAUAAUUAGAGGAAGAGGAUUAGACAUGAGUGGUGGGUAUGAACCCAGCUAAAUAGUGUUCCACACAUACACUAGCCUGAACACUAUAAACUCUGUGUCACAGCUGACAGAAGAAUGGCAAACUCUAGUUUUCCUGAAAGGUCAACUAAAGACUUAUAAGGUGUUUAUUCUCAGUAGUGAGCAGUUCAAAUACAGAAAGCAAACCAUUUACAAACCUUAGCAUUCCCUGCAUAUUUCUUAGUGUCUUAACUAAAGGAAAAGGGACUUCACUGCCUUUUCAUUCCUUUGCCAUAUAGUGUUAAAUGUGAAAAAGUUUAAUCGAAACGACGACCACAAUAUCACCUGGCCUGAAUGAACUUUUCACAUCAUUUGUUUUCUGUUAAACAUAACUAAAGAAAAAAAGUUUUAAAAAAAAACAUUAUUCAAAGUAAUUAAAAGUUAUAUCUUUAUUUGUAAUUGUAUACAAAUCAUUUCUCUAGGCUUCAUAGUAAGGAAUAUGAUGUCAAGCGUGAAAUAGCAGAGAGGAGUUCGAAGUUAUUUAGAAUGGCUUUGUUUUGAUCCAAGCAGUGAAGUUACUGGUGAAGGAAAGGGAAGGGGGAGCUUUAAGAGUUCACAUGCUGUUAAACAUCACAAACAGCUGGUCCUUCAGGUAGGUAUCGUACAAUGAUGAACAAACGCAGUUUUGAGCAGAUUUUUUUUGUUUGUUUCAGGAUGAAGAACAAUGGUCACCACUUACAUUUUUUUAUCUGUGCGCAUGCUUUACUUUCUUUAAAACAAGUAUUUUGGUCUUAACUCCUGGUUUUUAUUCCAUUUGUUUCCUUGUAUACUGUCUUCCAUUAUUAUCCACCUUUAAAACAAGGCUGCCACAGCCAGAGACAAGUAGCCUAUUCUGGUGAAAAUAAUGUCAUAGAAUGAAGGAUGCCAUUGAAAACCACCCCAAGGAGUUUAUACAUUUUUUUUUUUAUUAUUUUACAAUCAUUUUCUUUUUGUGAUAAACUUGGAAACGUAUUGUCGUGUUUUCUCUGACUGCAUGUGGCCUUGUUCAUCAUUUCAGUAUUCAUGAGCUUGUAUUCAUGUUGCUGGCAGAUUGAGGUUAUAAUGUAUGUCACUGCCUGCUCUCUCAUUUCCCCCGUAAUUUUCUAAUGUUCUGCUGUCUGUCUCUUUGCUCCUAUGUUAGACUUUUCUGUAUUCCCAGAUGAUUUUCCUCGUAUAAUAUAUGAAAAAAUAACAAAAAUAAGAUAAAAAAAAAAACAUUUGGCUUAUUUUUCACUGUAGUUAGUCUUUUAUACAAUAAUAUUGUAAGAACAUUUCUUGAAUUCUAAAUAUUACUCUUUCUAGAUUUUUUUAAUCGAAAGUUUUGAGUAAAAAGUUUCUUACUUUAUUUUACUAUAUUAGAUAGUAAAAUGCACGGUUAUCCAUAACCUGUCCAUUAUUAUCUCGAAACGUACAAAUAGCAUCCGAAAACAUAGUAGGAUUGUAGCUGGCAGUCUAGUACAUUGAGGUAUUGUACAAGCUCAAAUGUCAUGAAGGUGUGCUCUCCAUCUUGAUCUUCAGUCUCUAUUGUUGGUGGAUAAAAGAUAUGUACUUGUGUCCAAAAAGUCUAGGUAUUGUUGAUGCACAUCAAAAACCAGCAACAAGAAAUGUAACUAUCUGUCUCUGUAACAGAAAACACAGCAUGUAAAUAACAUUUAUGUAGCAAUAAAUGUGCCAUCUUUUUUAACACAAUUGUGGAUUUAUUUCCUUCUUUGGACGCCAUCUUUAUUUUCUGUUUCUCCACCUUUCAUUUUCCAGUUAUUUCCAUUCAAUUUAGAAUUGUGUGAUUGUUUUAUGAAAUGACGUGCUGGUGGUGCAUUUGGUUGAGCUCAAUACAAGUACAGUACCAUGAUGUGUUCACUCAAGUGAGCUACUGACUCAACAACCCUUCCCAGGUUUUCCCCCUCAGAAGACUUUUCUACAGUGGAUCUAGGCCAAAUGAGGAACUCUGUGCAAGAGUGUGUUUUAUAGUAUGUUACUAAUUUUUAAACAAUAUCAGUGGACCAUUGUAGUCUGUAUGGAAUAUAUGUUUCUAUUUUUAAUAAAGUGUGAUAGCAGCAUA
Oncorhynchus mykiss (rainbow trout) is the source of this 5442-nucleotide messenger RNA. Lineage: Eukaryota; Metazoa; Chordata; Actinopteri; Salmoniformes; Salmonidae. The record is from RefSeq and is a predicted model, not a curated record.